This is a messenger RNA of Aureobasidium subglaciale EXF-2481, 1010 nucleotides long. RefSeq lists its product as uncharacterized. The transcript is spliced from 2 exons. The coding region runs from base 88 to 624 and encodes 178 amino acids. The record is from RefSeq and is a predicted model, not a curated record. NCBI's taxonomy places the organism in Eukaryota, Fungi, Ascomycota, Dothideomycetes, Dothideales, Saccotheciaceae.
AUCCUUAUUGCAACCAGGUCUGCCAGGAGCUCGAGAGACGGCUUCGAGUCUGCGACAGCACCCCGAACAUCCAAUGUCUCAGGGUCCAUGUCUAUCAGAUUGGCCAAGUCCACGCCAAUGGCACAUGAUCUGCGAGGACGGAAUUGCGCCGUCUGUCAAGCCUUUUCCGUCUUGAGGCACACCUGCCGAACCUCUUCUUGUGUAAAGUCCUGUCAGGCCUACGGAUACUCUUUUCUGAGGCUUCGGCACCGUUUGUAUCAUCUGAAUCCUUGCAAGACAUCGAACGUCUCGAAGACAAUCGCCUCUACGCUCAUUGGCGCAUCUGGACGUCUAUCAUUGCGGCUAUGCACAUUCGCCUCGCUUCUGCAGCUAUUAACAGUCAAGUCGGCAUGGCGAACAGACGAUCAUUCCGACACGAAAUCAUUUCCGCUGUCGCCAAGCUACCUUGGCAUACCAAUCGAUGUUGUUCGCCAAGUAGAACUUGGCAAUCCUUACAUUGCUUUGUCCUUUCGACCUUCUUAUUUGGGACGCAUAUCCUACCUCAGCCCAGAUACAUGUGUACAGCCGCCACCAUCGAAUAUUCGCUAUCUCUUGGCAUUUGGCACCAUCGUCAACCGCUUCUGAUAACAGGCCAAUUGGUGUGUAACUGUCAUGGUGAUUGACCCGCGGCUUGAUAAUAUAAACUUUGACAAAGGAGGAAUGCUGCACUUGAUAGGUAUAAAAGCGUGUUCGUCGUAUUGUUGAAGGCCCUUGCCUGUUACUGCUCACCCCCUUCGUUUUUCUACAGGGUGCAUUCUUCCUCGAGAACAUCUUCGACAAUGAGCAACAACACUAUUGACAAUAGUGACUUGGCCAAGGCUCAUGUGCCUGAGGCAGCCAUUCAGGGUACCGCCUACGAGACUCAUGCCGGUCGUGGAUCAUUGGAUGUCGGCAAGAGUGAGCCUCUCUACGAAGUGAGAACACCAGACACCGAAGAAGACCACGACGACACUCCUACGGACGAAGAACUC